This is a messenger RNA of Lymnaea stagnalis (great pond snail), 4547 nucleotides long. The record is from the annotation of a GenBank genome assembly. NCBI's taxonomy places the organism in Eukaryota, Metazoa, Mollusca, Gastropoda, Lymnaeidae.
AAUCGAAGGUCAAACUGACGCGUAAUAGUUUCGUGUGCAGACCAACCGCCAGGUCACCGUAAACCCUUGUGACACCAGUGAGCCGUGUGCAAAACCACCCUACAUAAACCUCCCCAAGGCUCUCGUUCACUCCAAACACAGCGCCUAAAGCUUCACUUUGUUACUUAACGAUUCGAUUUCAUCACCACCUUCUACAACAUGAGCGGAAAGGGUAAGUAGCUAACUGUACAUCCAUUUAGUUAUGUUACCAUGAUUCAGCUUAAUAUGUUAACUUGUUUACAUCUUAGUUUUUCUCUGAUGCUUGUAGUGUAUACACAGAGUAGUCAGUGGUGAAAGCGCUGCAUUGUCAUUGUCAUUCAUAUUGUGUUGUGGGAACUGGGAACACAGUCUACUGAUGAAGGAUUUUUUUAUGUUUUAGAUAUAAACGUACUUUUAUUUUCUGUGCCCCUUUUUUUCAAGCCUAAAAAUCAUGGACGUCAAUUGCGUAGGGUAGUGUAGGUCAUCCCCCCCCCCCAACCCCUUUUCCGCUCCCUUUUGAUUUUGAAGGUAUUUUAUUUAAAUUGGUAAAAUUGAUAUGUACUGUGGCGCCUCCAGUAACAACUAAAUAAGCCGAUCAAGUUUUGAUUACUUUUGCCGCCACCCCCCACCCCCACCUGAAAAAAAACCUGAAAUGAUAACCCUGCUAAACAUAUCUUGGUCCACAAUUUAUUUGUUGUCAUCACUGGCCCAUUUAGUGUUAUAAAAUAUCCACCGGAUCAGAGUAACCUAAUCAAGCUAUUUAUAAUGGAUCUGCCCCUUUGUACUUGUACCGUCUGGUUCUCAUCUGACUAGAUCUAGUUGUUCUUUCUGACUGCAUGUUACAUAGAGUGGUCAUCAAUGUAAACGACAAUGUACUAAAAUGGGCAAAGGAAAUUUUCCUCCAUCUUAAUGUAUUUUUUAAUAAUAUAUAUGGAUAAUUCCCCGCCCCCCCCCCCCCCCCGGUCUUACUCAUUGCUGUUAUUUACUAAGGCUACAGUCUUAUAAGGCUAUAGCUUAUGCAGUGUGCACUUUAACAGGGGAGCCUACUUCAUUAUCUAUAUUAUCACUAUAAAAUAGUUGAUGUGUUCAAUAGAUUUCGACCAAAGAUAAAUAUGUCUCUUUAUCAGAAAUUAUUUGUGUUCUCAAUUUUAAAGUUAAUUAGGCUAACCAUUAAGCCUGUAUUUUGAAGUAAGGUCUAUAUUUAAGCCUGUAUUUUGAAGUAAAGCCUAUAUUUUAGCCUCUAUUUUGAAGUAAGGCCUAUAUUUUAGCCUGUAUUUUGAAGAAAAGCCUAUAUUUUAGCCUCUAUUUUGAAGUAAGGCCUAUCUUUUAGCCUCUAUUUUGAAGUAAGGUCUAUAUUUUAGCCUGUAUUUUGAAGUAAGGCCUAUAUUUUAGCCUCUAUUUUGAAGUAAGGCCUAUAUUUUAGCCUGUAUUUUGAAGUAAGGUCUAUAUUUUAGACUGUAUUUUGAAGUAAGGCCUAUAUUUUAGCCUGUAUUUUGAAGUAAGGCCUAUAUUUUAGCCUGUAUUUUGAAGUAAGGCCUAUAUUUUAGCCUGUAUUUUGAAGUAAGGUCUCUAUUUUAAGAAGACAAUAACACCAAACACCACAUGGGACCACUAUUUUCAGUGUCUGAGCACUUGCCUGCUUAUCCAUUUCAUUACGUUUUCCAUUUAUUUACAAGUGUAUCAUUGUACUUUGUGCUACUUCUUUUUUAAUUGCAAAUAGUACCAAAAAAAAUCCUUAUGUGAUUAGCAUUCUUUUUUUUUUUGAAUUAGAUAAAUUGAGGUUGACUAUAAAUUGCCUGUAAAUAUAUACACAUCGCUUAACCUAAGAUAAACCAAAACCACUGGCUCAGUGGUUUCUUAUAUUUUUUUACUCUAUGAAAAAGUGGUUCAGAUGGAAGCAUUAAAAUAUUCUGGCGGAUUAAAAGUAUCUUAAAAUUUUCUUUAAAAAAAAAUUUUCCUACAUUUACUUCCAGGUUUUUAAAAUGAUAUUAUUGGCACAAAAUCUUCUGGCUUCCUACUGACCGAUUUUUGCAUGUUUUGUUUCUAGGACCCAACUGUACCGAGGCCUGCACUGGCGAACAAUGCACUUGUGGUGACAGCUGUAAGUGUGGUGAGGGCUGCAACUGCCCAAGCUGCAAGACAUGCAAGUGUUCAGGUGAUUUACGUUUUAUCUAACAAAUACUAACAACAUUAUGAGAUAGGAUUUCCCAAAUUUUACCGAUUCUAAUAGCCAGGAACUGUCAUGUGUUAUUGCGCAUUUCCAGUGUCCAUAUCCACAACACAGAAGUGGGUUAGGCUCUUGCUCUUUAAAGGGGAAUAAUUUACAAAAGAAAUGCAGGGUAUUUAUUGGUAUUAAUUCCCUUGAAAACACAACUAUAACGGUAUAUAUAAUAAUGGGCACCAAAGGUCAAGAAGACCUCUACAUAUAUUUUUAUUUUUUUUUUUUUUUAAUUUUUAUUUUUUUUUUUUUUUUUUUUUAUUUUUUUUUUUUUUUUGGUUGUAAAUUAGCUAUUUAUAGCUUUAAAUAUAUGAUAAUGUAGAAUGGAAUUUUUUGGGGGUUAAAUUUGAUAUAGGUACCAGAUCUCUGUCUCAUCAACAUUGUAUAUGGAUCAUCACUCUAAAUAUGACAUCACAUCACUUAAAAAAUAAUUAUUUAGCCAUUUUGUUAGAUUAUUUGACUAAAAUAAGUUGCUGAUUUGGAAUGAUAUGCCAUUGAUUUGUGUAGUGUUCUUGUUUUCUUAAAAUAUUUGAUUUUUCUUUUCAAAAUCUAAUAACAAGUGUCUGUUCAUGUCAUCUUCUCAAACCUGUCAAUUUCAAAAUAAUCCUACUUUGUCUAUGCAUAUUUUUAUGUCCCAUUAAUCCCAUGCACUUACUGCACACAAUUAAUUCUUGCAAUAAUCUGCUCAGUCAGCCAUCUGCGCACCCACAGCCAAGUUCACAAUUAUCAUAUACAAUGAUAAAGGUGGUCAUAGUUGAUUUUGACUGACAAACUAUAUUUAAGUUUCUGUAAGGUUAUACUCUGAAAUUAUCAUAAUAUGUACAUUAACACUGUGCAUCAUGACAAUUGUUAAAUAAUUUUAACCAUUUGAUUUCAGCUGAAGAUUGCAAGUUAAAUAAUUGUAACCCUUUGAUUUCAGCCGAAGAUUGCAAAUGUGAUGCAGGUAGCAAAGGAACUGGAAACUGUAAAUGCUGAAUGUCUUGGUCAAGUUGUGGGAGAUGAAACCUCGUGAGACUGAGACAAGUUGGAUGAUGAGCUGCAAGAGAAGACGGAACUUUGUACAUGGAAUGAUAGAUGUUAGCAAGUGGUGUAUGAAAGCAUAGUGGAUGGCAUUAUAAAACUUGUCCGAUUUCUUUCAUUCAUCAAUAAAAUACCAAUUUUUAAAAAAAAUAUAAUAUAUUUCUUAAAAUCAAAACUGUUAUAUAGUCUACUUACACUUUUAAUAAUAUACAUUUCUCUAAAGAAAAAGGUUAAAAAGAUUUGUAUUCUUUGUCCUAUAAUUAAUUCAAAUGGUUAAAAUAAAAAUAUUGUGUAACAUAACACUACACAAAAAAAAUGCAAGGCAAUGCAAAUAGCAAUACAAUUUUGCAUAUAAAUUAUGUUCUUAAUUAUUUGCAUUUAAUAAAACUAUCAUUUUAGUCAUCCUGCAUCUUUUUGUGCAAGUUCACUUGUGGAUUUUUAUUAUUGGCUAUGUAUUGAUAUUAUUUAUGUGACGUAAAUUAUUGUAUAUUAUUGAUUUAUUUCAGGCAUUAUAAAAAAAAAAAAGAAAGAAAAAGAAAGGUGAUUCAACAUUUCGAAGGGAUCACUGAUUAUAACAAAAUAAAAUGUUUUUCAAACAUAUUCAAAUAUUUUUUGCUUUUUUUUUAAAAUAAAAUCUUUGAUGUUUUCAUUAAAUAGUUUCUCAUGGCCUUAUUUUUAGAUUGGAAUUUUAGACUGUAAAAUAUUUAAUUUGGGGAAACUUUUUAAAUGUACUCUGUUAUCAACAUUUGUUACAUAUAAAAACUAGAUUUGGUCAGGUUUGUAAUAGCCUCCUCAAUUCCUUAUGUGCCUAGUAAAUCUUACACACAUGAUGAAAGAUAUGAAAGAGCAUUUCUAAGUUGAGCAUUCACCGUGGAUGUAUUUACAUAUACACAUUUAUCUACUGUAAUCCCCUUUGGCUAAUUUUACAAGCUAGCUGGCUGUCAGUGUCAGUGAAGCCUAGUUCCCAAUUGGGGGAACAUGACAUGGUGGGUCAACAUGUAUGGUGCUGAAAAAAUGUACAGGAAUCCAUCGGUUUUGCUAGUUAGCCUUUUGAAUAGCCCAUGUGAGAUCUUUAAGUAGGCAUAUCUAGCGGUGGAUGUGGAGACCAGGGUUCCUAGACUUGUUGUUUGUUAUCUCGAAAAAAUUGCCAACUUUUAAGGGUUUAACUAGACGGCUUCCCCUUUUUAUACUGGAUAUGUGGAAAUAUAUACACCACCAGUUCUACUUGAUGUUUUAUGUGACAAUUUGUCCGUUUUAAAACCCAUAUUUCUGGUCCGUCGAAAUGUGUACC